This is a messenger RNA of Elephantulus edwardii (Cape elephant shrew), 2067 nucleotides long. Its product is annotated as orphan sodium- and chloride-dependent neurotransmitter transporter NTT5-like. Lineage: Eukaryota; Metazoa; Chordata; Mammalia; Macroscelidea; Macroscelididae. The record is from RefSeq and is a predicted model, not a curated record. The transcript has 11 exons. Bases 1 to 2067 code for a protein of 688 amino acids. Gene Ontology annotation, biological process: sodium ion transmembrane transport. Gene Ontology annotation, cellular component: membrane.
AUGAUGGCCCUUGAUGACAAUAAGAAACCGGCUUCUAGACUCCAGUUGCCUAGACUUUCCAAAAGCUUAUCUGCCCAGGCCCAAGGCUCCCUGAAGACUGAGUCGGUCCCUACGGAGAGUGUGAAAAGGGAGGGACAGGAAUUGAACAUUUUGUCCUCAUACAUUUGGUCUGAUGACGAGUACUCCCUGGAGAACAUAGACAAAGAGGAAUUGAAGAAUGAAACUCCGCCUGAACGACCAUCGUGGGCUAAUAAGAUUGAGUACUUCCUGGCCCUCGUGGGCUUCUCCGUGGGGCUGAACACCCUCUGGAGAUUUCCUUUCCUGUGUUACCACAAUGGAGGUGGUAUGUUUAUCAUCAUCUACACCAUUCUGAUGUUCUUGAUUGGGAUUCCUCUCCUCUUCCUGGAGAUGGCGACUGGCCAGAGGCUUCGCCAGGGCAGCAUCGGCGUCUGGAAGGUCAUCAGUCCCUGGAUUGGUGGCGUGGGGUACGCCAGCUGCACGGUCUGCGGCGUCAUGGGUUUAUACUACAGUGUGAUUGUGUCCUGGACUUUGUUCUAUUUGAUUCAGUCUUUGCAAUCCCCGUUGCCUUGGGUGGUGUGCCCUUUUCUGGAGAAAUCCAAUGCUACAGAUCCUGAAUGUGAACGGACCACACCCACCACGUACUUCUGGUACCGAAAAGUCUUGGGGGCCGCAGAGGAAAUCAAGACGAGUGAACUCCCCCUGCUUCAUCUUGCUGUGUCUCUCUCUGUGGUCUGGUUUGUUAUAUGCGUCUCCAUGAUCAAAGGGCUUAAAUCGACUGGGAAAAUGGUGUAUAUCACAGUGGUCCCUCCCGGCUUCAUCCUGGCCUGUGUUCUCUUCCGGACUCUCCUUCUCGAAGGAGCAUUUUCUGGUCUCAAGUAUUUGUUGACGGCAAAGAUGUCGUCUUUGUUCUCUCUGGAGGUGUGGAGACAGACGGGGAGCCAGCUUUUCUACGCCUUGGGCUUAGGCUUCGGGAGCUUCACCGCCAUCAGCUCCUACAUCCCUCGUUCUAACAACUGUGUCCAUGACGCCUUUGCUGUGGGACUUCUCAACCUGGCCACCUCAGUCACCAUCACGCUGGCCAUCUUUGGGGGAAUCGGCCACUUGGUCACCACAGAAACCACCAAAUGUUACAGGAAGAAUACUAGUAAACUGGAGUAUCUGGUCACUAUUGGAAAGCUACCUGCUGAGGCCAAGGUCCCAAGUGCUGUGUAUCAGGACCCAGUGGGCAUCUUCACAAGCUGGUUCAACAACCUCCCUACAGACACCCAGAACUUGGUCACAAAGCAUAUAACCGAAUGCAACUUAACGAAAGAAUUUCAAAAUGCUAUGGAGGGGCCCGGCGUGUCCUUCGUGGCCCUCACCGACCUCAUCUCGGUGUAUAUGGUGCCUACCUUCUGGGCCAUCAUCCUCUUUCUGUUGCUGCUGAGUAUGGGACUGAACACGAUGAUGUGGAUCAUGCAGGGUAUCAUUACCCCCCUCCAGGACGCCUUCGCCACCUUCAGGAAGCAUCCCACGAUGCUCACAGUGGGCCUCUGCGCACCCAUGUUCCUGGGCAGCCUCAUCUUCAUCACGCCCUCGGGCAGCUACUUCGUGAACCUGAUGGACGAUUACUGGACGUUUCUGCCUCUCUUCCUUAUUAUCCUCUUGGAGAACGUGGCCGUGGCCUGGAUCUUCGGGGCCAGGAGGUUUCUCACCGACAUGAUGAUCAUGCUGGGUUGCUCCAUCUCCAGCAUCUACCGGUGGCUGUGGUGCUACCUGUCGCCAGUCGUGCUGUUACUCCUGUCUGUGACCUUCUUGAUCCACAUAAACGUCAAAAAGCCAGACUACUUGGCCUGGAACUCAAGCCUUUCCAAUGAGAUCAAGCGAGACUACCCGUCCUGGGCUAUGAACCUGCUAAAGACCACCAUCAUCACCACCGUCCUGCCCAUCCCCCUCUACUUCCUGUACACCCUCAUAAAAACGCCCCUCGUCCAAAGCAGGACCACCACCUACUUCAAACGGAAAAGUAAAGAGAGCUUACCCUCAUCACAGAGGCCUCAGAUGUAA